Cyanistes caeruleus (blue tit) is the source of this 1830-nucleotide messenger RNA. The record is from RefSeq and is a predicted model, not a curated record. NCBI's taxonomy places the organism in Eukaryota, Metazoa, Chordata, Aves, Passeriformes, Paridae.
GAUCCUGACGAGAUUGCAAAGGAAGUGGCAAAGCUGCUCGAGAUGAAGGCACAGCUGGGGGCAGAUGAGGGGAAACACAAGUUUGUGCUCAAGACCCCAAAGGGCACACGGGAUUUUGGCCCCAAGGAAAUGGCCAUCCGUGAGAGGGCCUUCAAAGCCAUCAUCUCGUGCUUCAAGCGCCACGGAGCCGAAGUCAUCGACACGCCGGUGUUUGAGCUGAAGGAGACACUGACAGGGAAAUACGGUGAAGACUCGAAGCUCAUCUAUGAUCUAAAAGAUCAGGGAGGAGAGCUGCUGUCUCUGCGCUAUGACCUGACAGUACCCUUUGCUCGCUACCUGGCCAUGAACAAGAUCACCAACAUCAAGCGCUACCACAUUGCCAAGGUGUACAGGAGGGACAACCCAGCCAUGACCAGGGGCCGCUACCGCGAGUUCUACCAGUGUGACUUUGACAUUGCCGGGCAGUUGAAGAUUGUGCAUGAGAUCCUGAGUGACCUGCAGCUCGGGGACUUUGUCAUCAAGGUCAAUGACCGGCGCAUCCUUGAUGGGAUGUUUGCAGUUUGUGGUGUCCCAGACAGCAAAUUCCGAACCAUCUGUUCCAGUGUUGACAAACUGGAUAAGGUGCCGUGGGAUGAAGUGAGGAGUGAGAUGGUGGGAGAGAAGGGGCUCUCUCCCGAGGCUGCGGAUCGCAUCGGGGAGUAUGUCCAGCUCCAUGGUGGGCUGGAGCUGAUUGAAUGGCUUCUCCAGGACCCAAAGCUAUCCCAGAACAAGCUGGCCAAGGAAGGGCUGGGGGACAUGAAGCUGCUGUUUGAGUACCUGACCCUGUUUGGCAUCACAGGGAAGAUCUCCUUCGACCUGAGCCUGGCACGGGGCCUGGACUAUUACACGGGGGUGAUCUUUGAGGCUGUGCUGCUGCAGCAGGAGAACGAGCACGUGGAGGAGCCCGUCAGCGUUGGGAGCGUGGCUGGAGGCGGCCGCUAUGACGGGCUGGUGGGGAUGUUUGAUCCCAAGGGCCGGAAGGUGCCCUGUGUGGGGGUCAGCAUUGGGAUUGAGCGGAUCUUCUCCAUCCUGGAGCAGAGAUUGGAGGCUUCUGGGGAGAAACUUCGAACAACUGAGACCCAGGUGCUGGUGGCCACGCCACAGAAACACCUGCUUGCUGCCAGACUGAAGCUCAUCUCUGAGCUGUGGGAUGCAGGGAUCAAGGCAGAGAUGCUGUACAAGAAGGAUCCUAAAUUGCUGAAGCAGCUGCAUUAUUGUGAGGACAUGGGGAUCCCCCUUGCUGCCAUUGUGGGAGAACAGGAGCUGGCAGAUGGAGUCGUCAAGCUGCGAGAUGUUGCAACAAGAGAGGAGGUUGAUAUCCCCAGAGAAAAGCUUGUUGAUGAGAUCAGGAGAAGGCUGGAGCCCUGAGAACCUCUCUGGCCGGAGCUGCUUGGCUGAAGUGCUGCACAACUGGAACAACUCCUCCAGCACCCUCAGCCAUUCCCUGCCAGCUGCGGUCUGGGUAACAUCCACUCACCUGGGGAUCAUUGCCUCGGCUAAGGCAGUGAGAACAGAGGAGUAAGAGGGUUUUAAAAGCUAUGGAUGGUUCAGUCACCAGGUUAACCUCCUGGUUAGCUCCUCUGAAGGUUAAGUUUGUGGGUUCCUAACACUGCAGUCCCUGUAUCUGUACAGCCAUUUCCAUCACUGUGGGUGGUGAUGGCCCAGCUCAAACAGGAUCAGGCGGAACUCCUGAUUUGGGACGGGGAAUCUGUGGUGUGUUGGGCACGUGUCAGCUCAGGGCGAGGGGGGCAGUGGAAGGGCACCCCCGCCCCAAUUGGGGCUGCGGGGGCC